Messenger RNA from Cuculus canorus (common cuckoo), 6913 nucleotides. Its product is annotated as cullin-9-like. Gene Ontology annotation, biological process: ubiquitin-dependent protein catabolic process. The transcript has 30 exons. The record is from RefSeq and is a predicted model, not a curated record. The coding region runs from base 389 to 6304 and encodes 1971 amino acids. Gene Ontology annotation, molecular function: ubiquitin protein ligase binding. Lineage: Eukaryota; Metazoa; Chordata; Aves; Cuculiformes; Cuculidae.
CGGAGGUAACGGGGCGGAGGGGACAAUAUACGGGGCUGCCACGGCGCCGUCGGAGCCCUCGGUGCGGAAUCCCCGCGGGGGGCGGUCCGGCCCGCAGGGAAAGCGCUGCGAGGCUCGGACGAGCCGUCCUCAUGUCCCGGUACCGGCUGGUUCUCCCGCGGCGGCCGGGACGCAGGCUGUGCGGGGCCGCCUCCCCCCCGGUUCCCCAGGGCGUAGCGGGGCCCGGACAGCGCUCAGUGAGCGCCCUGGCAGGUUCACCGCUCAGCUCUUGCGAGGAGGGGCUGGGGGAGCUGGGGCUGUUUAGCCUGGAGAAGAGGAGGCUGCAGGGAGACCUCAUCGCCCUCUGCAGCUCCCUGGAAGGAGGUUGCAGAGAGGAACCUUUCCUGUGAUGGUGAAUGAGAGGCACAAUGGCAACCUGCUUGUGCACCUGGGACCCAAACUGCAGGCCUGCCCAGAGGAGCUGCUCCGGCAGCGGCGAGGCCAUGACGGCCAGCCCGAGUACCUGAUCCAGUGGAGCAUUGUCAGCUUGGAAGAGAGAGCAGCAGGAGGCGGCAGCACCUCCUCUGCAGAGACCAAGCUGGAGAACAUCUCGAUGUGGAUGUCUGCGGAAGAGGUGUGUGCCAGCUGCCCGGCGCUGCUGGGUAAGAGGAAGCUGGAAGGGCAGUGGGGGAAAGAGGAGAAGGCAGCCGGCCCGUUGGCUGCUGAUGUCCCGCUGGAUGAAGCCUUGCUGCUGGAGAUGAAGGCUGAUGUCAGGAGCCUGGUGCAGCGAGCUGCACGGCAGAUGGCUGAGAGUGGGGCCUACGAGUCCUCCAUCCUCAACACCAUCCACGUGCUGAGCGCAUACGCCAGCAUUGGCUCACUGGCGGGUGCAUUCAGGGAGACGGGAGCCCUGGACUUGCUGAUGAAGAUGCUGUGCCACAAGGAGAAGCAGAUCCGUCGCAGUGCUGGCAAGAUGCUGAGGGCCCUGGCUUCGCAUGAUGCAGGGAGUUGGGCCUAUGUCCUGCUGUCCCUGAGCCAGCAGGAUGGCAUUGAGCAGCACAUGGACUUUGACAGUCGCUACACCUUGCUGGAGCUGUUUGCUGAGACAACAUCCUGUGAAGAGCAAUGUGUGUCCUUUGAGGGGAUUCACCUUCCCCAGAUCUCUGGGAAGCUGUUGUUCAUCCUGGUGAAGCGCUACCUGUGUGUCACUUCUCUCCUGGAGAAGCUCAGCAAUGGCGUGGAGCAGGGAGGGGAGCAGCAGGACUGCUCCAUGCCCAGCCCACUCACCAAGGAGAGGAGCCGCGUGAAGCAGGAGUUUGAGUUCAGCAUGGCUAUGGCAAACCUCAUCUUGGAGCUGGUGCAUGUGAUGGGCUGGGACCACAGCCACGAGCCAGAGUCACUGCCCCAACAGGAGCUGCAGCCUCACAGCACCCGCUCCAUCUUCCAGCAAGGGGCUGCAUCCUGCACCGCUGCUCCAGCAGCCCCCAGUCCUCCACCAAAAGAGACCAGCAUCUUCAAGACACGCUCAGCCUUUCCAAGCCGCAGCAGCUACGUGGAGUACGUGCAGGCAAACCUGGUGCGCGGGAUGCGGGUGCGAAUGCUAGAGGACUACGAGCAGGUCGGUGCAGGUGACGAGGGUGACUUCCGCCAGAGCAAUGAUGGCACGCCGCCUGUGCAGGUGUACUGGCAAGCACUGGGCUGCACAUACUGGGUGCACUGGCAUAUGGUGGAGAUCAUUGGUCCUUUGGGGCAGGAGGAGCAUGAGGGCCAGGAGAAGGUGUCCACCUUGGCACACAACCGCAGACUGGCAGCAGCUGCUCAGCCGUUUUUCUGCAAGCCCUUUGGGGGGCUGUACUCCGUGCCUUACCUGGGGGAGUCCCUGCCUUGCCUGGGGGAGCAGCCGAGCACCCUGAGCCGUGCCGAAUGGUGGGAGCUGCUCUUCUUUGUGAAGAAGCUGGAAGCGCAGGAGCAGGAAGAGAUCAUCAGUCUCAUCCAGCAGGAGCAGGGAGAACAGCUGUCAGAGGUGGAUGAAGAAGCCCUGAUCCAGCUGUCCGUCCCCACAAAGUUGGCCCAGAAGGUGCUGCAGGUCUUGGAGAAGCGGUGCCAGGGCAGUGUUCAGCGUGACCUGCAGAGCUCCCACAUCUACAUCAAAUACUUCCCCCACUGUGGGACCGAGCAGGAUGGCUCGGGGAGCACCACAGUGUCCUUGGAGGGUGCCGGCUGUAGGAGCACUGGCCCUGAAGUUGUGCCGGCCAAGGCAGCCAAGGAGGACCUUUCCACAGCCACAGUGCUACCCCAAGCCCCUGCUGAGAUGUUGAAGUCAGAUUCCCAGCUGUUCAGCGAGCUCCUUGAGAGGGAAGGGCUGUUCUUCCCAGAGGUGACGGAGGAGCAGAUGAAAGCAUUGGGCAUCUCUACCGGAUUGAGUGAGAGGGGCUCACUGGCCAAGAUUGCAGCCGUGGUGGACGUGAUCCAGAGCAGCAGCUCAGAGCUGGGACUGCGCUUGGCCGGCCUCAAGCAUAUCUUGAAGGUCCUGGAGGAGGAGCCUGAGUCUGAGCAGCAAUUUGGCAAAAGCCAGGGCAGACUGGGGACCAGGAGUGUUGGGGAGAAGCUGGUGAAAAUGACAGUGGAGCUGCUGAGCACGGAGGUGUCAGAGAAGGCGCUGGUGGUGGUGACGCUGCGGCUGCUGGCCGUGCUCCUGGCGAAGCAUGACUGGCGCGUGUCGUUUGCCACGGAGGGCGGUGUGCGGGCUGUGCUGGCCCGCAUGCAGCAGCACGCUGCCUCUGCCCUGGUGCAGCAGGCUGGCCUGGCGGCCCUCAGGGUGCUGGUGGGAGCUGUGUCCAGUGAGUCAGGAGGUGCCGGUGGGAAGGCCUUGCCCCUGAGCCACGGAGACGCGCAGAUGAUGCGGGAGAUCUUUGCUAGCAUCGGCUCUGCCUCCAGUGAGGGCUCGGCAAGUCUGCUGAGUGCCAUCCCUGCUGCCACGAGCACCAUGCAGAGGGUGCCAGGGGGCUCCUCGGGCGUGCGGAAUGGCUUGCUGGUGGUGAACAUGCUGAUUGACGGCCACCGGGGCCUGGCGGAGCAGCUGGUGAGCUGUGAUCUCCCCGCGGUGCUGCAGAGCUGCUGGGGCAACGGGCAGAUAACCAGCUGUGCUCAUGCAAUGCUGGCCCUCAGCGCAAUGAACCGCCUCACGGAGCACCAAGUGCCCCUGGGCCCGGAGAUGGCAGGCAGAGAGGCCCCGCUGGAUCUGAGGGAACUGCAGGUGCUUCUGGGCAGUCUAGAGGAUGACACCUUGUCCAAAGACAUGGUGGUGGCCCUGGAGCGGCAGCUCUGUGGAGAAGGCCCAGUCCCUUCUGGCGAGGCGGCCUGUCUGCUGCAGGACCAGAAGUGUUUCCGGCUGCUACUGCGCAGCUUGGAGCUGCUGGGGGCGGAGAAGGCCAUGAGCCUGAGCAUCCUCAGGAUCCUGAACAAGUUCCUGGACAGUUACCAGGAGGACAUGCUGCCCUGGCACGAGUGUGUGGAGCCCUGUUUGUCCUCCCUGAGCGCCCACAGCAGCGACCGGGAGGUGGUGCAGGAGGUGGUUGGCUUCCUACACCGCCUGGGCACUAGCAGCAAGGACUGUGCGGUGGGGAUGUGCCGUGUGGGUGCCUGCGAGGCUCUGUCCAAAACCCUGGAGAAGCACAGCACGGCCCCAUCACUGGCACCAGCCUUGCUCGACCUGGUGACUGACUGUGAGAAGUUUGCCAGCCUCCACAAGAAGCUGACGACAGGCAUCUUGGCCGGCUGCAUCCAGCUGGUCCUGGGGCAGAUCGAGGAGCAUCGCCGGAGCCACCGGCCCAUUAGCAUCCCCUUCUUUGAUGUCUUUCUGCGCAACCUGUGCCGAGGCUCCAGCGUGGAGGUGAAGGAGGACAAGUGUUGGGAGAAGGUGCAGGUCUCCUCCAACCCGCACCGGGCCAGCAAGCUCACAGAUAGGAACCCGAAGACCUACUGGGAGUCAAACGGCACCACUGGCUCCCACUUCAUCACUGUCCACAUGCAGCGUGGUGUGGUGGUCAGGGAGAUGAGCAUGCUGGUGGCCAGUGAGGACUCCAGCUACAUGCCAGCCCGCGUCGUGGUGUUGGGGGGGGACAGCCCGGCCACCAUCAGAACGGAGCUCAACGCAGUGACCGUCCUGCCCUCAGACAGCAGAGUGAUCCUGCUGGAGAACAUGACCCGCUUCUGGCCCGUCAUCCAGAUCCGAGUGAAGCGGUGCCAGCAGGGCGGCAUCGACACACGUGUGCGUGGCAUCGAGGUGCUGGGUCCCAAGCCCACUUUCUGGCCCAUCUUCAAGGAGCAGCUGUGCCGGCGAACGUUCCUCUCCUGCACUGCUCGGGCUCAUGCCUGGUGCCAGGAGAUCCGCCGGGAUCGGAGGAGACUACUGCAGCUCUUUGACAGGCUGAACCGGGCACUGCGGCACGAGCAGGUCUUCGCCGACAGCUUCCUUCCCGACAAGGAGGCAGCACGGGCCUUGGGCAGGACGUGCUGGGAGGCUCUGGUGAACCCCUUGGUGCAGAGCAUCACCAGCCCAGAUGCCCUCGGUGUGAGCCCCCUGACCUGGCUGCUGAGCGAGUACCUGGAGAGCGUGGAGCCACCCGGCCAUGUGGCGAGCCACGGUGCCAUCUUUGGUUCCCGUGUGCGGCGCCUGACCCAGCUCCUGGUGCACGUGGACCCCGGCGGCCCCGAGACAGAGGAGGCGAGAGGGGCCGGUGAGAAGGAGGGGAAGAACAAGGAGGUGCCGGCCAAGGCUGCGAAGGCGUCAGUGGAGAAGGCGAGCAGCCUGCAGGGCAUCUCGCAGUGCUGGCGUGGUGUGGUGCAGCAGCAGGUGCAGCGGUUCCUGGAGGUGGCAGGGCAGGCACCAGACCUUGUGGAGCGAUACUGUGAGCUGUACCAGCGCCUGCGUGGCGCCACGGAGGAGCUUUUUGGGCAACGGGCUGUCUUUGUGUUGGUGCUGGGCCAGGGCUUCGCGGGGGCUCUGCUGCAGCUCCCCUUCCUCACCACCCUGCACGUGAGUGAGCAGUUUGCCCGCUACCUCGACGGGCAGAUCCAGGAGCUCCACAAGGCUGUGGGCAGCGCAGGGCCGCCACGGCGGCUGCAGCAGAUCCUGGAGCCCUUCGUCAUCUUCAGUGGGCUGGAGCUCACCCACACCUUCGAGCACUUCUACCGGCACUACCUGGGGGACCGGCUCCUGGCACAGGGCUCGUCUUGGCUGGAAGGAGCUGUCGUGGAGCAGAUUGGGCUGUGCUUUCCCAGCCGCUUCCCCCAAGAGAUGCUGAGCAACUUGGCCGAGUCAGAGGAGCUCCAGCAGCAGUUCUACCUCUUCCAGCUGCAGGAGCAGGACAGGCGACUGCUGGAGCUGGACACAGGCCUGGACAAGGCACUGGGGUCGGCCUCGGUGGCGGAUGUGCCAGAGGUGAAGGUGCUGGCCUUGUCCCCACGCUGUUGGCCCGUUUCCCCGUUCUGCUACAUGGAUGAACCUGGGAGGUUUUUCCCGGACGCCCUGACCUCCCCCCUGGAUGAGUUUGCCAACUUCUGCAGGCACAGGCAGCACCAGCUGGGCUGGGAGUGCACAAAGCCCCGGCGGUUGCAGUGGACAUGGCUGGGCCACGCGGAACUGCAGUUCGGAGACUGCAUCCUGCACGUGUCCACGCUGCAGAUGUACAUCCUGCUGUGCUUCAACAGCACCCAGGAGGUGGCCGUGGAGGCCCUGCUGCAGGCUACAGGGCUCCCAGCUGAUCUGGUACACCAUGCGCUGGCGCCGCUGACCCACAGCGAGGGUGUCCUGCUGCAGAGCUGUGCGCUGGGAGCUCCAGGUGUGCUGCGGCUGAACCAGGCAGCCCUGGCCCGUGCCUCUGGCCGCCACCUGAGGCUGCUGCCCCGGCAGAGGUACCUGCGGGUGGAGAGGGCUGAGGCCAGUGCCCUGGAGAGGAAGAGGAACAUCCUCUGCUGCCUCAUCACCCGCAUCCUGAAGGUGGAGAAGCAGCUGCACAUUGACAACCUGGUGUUCAGGGUGAUCGACACCUGUCAGAAGGGCGAGCUGGGGCCAGGGCUGCGGUUCCUGAGCUUCUGCUGCCACAGCGUGGAUGUGCUGUCCUGCAUCCUGCACCUGCUGAACCAGGGCUACCUCCAGCGCCAGGAGGAGAGGCCUCACGUUUUGGAAUAUGUCUCUGCUGAACCCCCACCACCUCCUGCCUCCCAGGUCCAGCCCCAAGUUGCCUUCCAGACUGUAGAGAUCAAGAUGGCCGCAUGCCCGGUCUCUGCUGAGAGGAAACAGACUUUUUCCACCUUCAGGUAGAGAAGGACCUGGCCAGGCCGAGGGCACACAGGCUGGGUCUAGUGCCUCCCUGAGUACUUGUUUGUUUUCAAUAAACGAGCCAAGCUGCACCCAGCACCAGUGCAUUCUCUGUCGGGGCUCAGCUGGGUUAGUGGCCAGGCAGCCCUGGAGCGGUGGUAGUAACUGCACCCUCCCUGCGUUUCACAGAACCAUAGAAUCAUUUGGUUGGGAAAGACCUUUGUGAUCAUUGGGUCUGACCAUACCUGUCCACUACUAAACUGUAUCCCUGAGCACCUUGUCUACCUGGCUUUUAAAUCCCUCCAGGGAUGGGGACUCAACCACUCCCCUGGGCAGCUGUUCCAGUGCCUGAGAACCAUUUCAGUGAAGAAAUUUUUCCUGAUAUCCAGCCUAAACCUCUCCUGGCACAACUUGAGGCCAUUUCCCUCUGUUGUAUCACUUGUUACUUGGGAGAAGAGACCAGCACUCACCUUGCUACAACCUCCUUUCAGGCACUGCAGAGAGCGAUGAGGUCUCCCCUCAGCCUCCUCCAGGCUUAACAGUCCCAGGUCCCUUAGCUGCUCCCAUAACCCCUGUGCUCCAGACUCUUCCCCAGCUCUGUUGCCCUUCUCU